GUUUUUCUAUAAAUAAACUAUACCGAAAUACCAGAUUUAAUUUUAGAUUGCGCCAUAGUUGUACUAAGAGAAGAAAUAUGGCAAUCAUCCUCUACUGUCAAACCUUGAGAAAACUGCAGGAUACUGAGAGCUCCAGAUAGUGGUUGUAAUACACGUGACUACAUGUAUUCCCUUGGUGAUCCCGGACACAAUCAUGACAGCAGGACAAGAAAAACAAGAACGAGUUGUCGUUCUUUGUAACUGUUAGGUCAUGAGUAUCCAAUCAUUAGAAUUCGUGGAUCCCUCUGGGCUCAGUGACAUAGAAGAAAAAAUGAGGGAUAGAAUCCAGAAUAAUGAGCGACUGUUAGAGAGAAAAGGCAAAACCUCUCAGCGUUCCGUCAACACAAGUUCACAACUUGAGGAAUUCAGACCCUCUGUGAUUGAGAGAGAAAUGGAGUACAUAAAACCCUGUAUUGACAAGACGUCUCAAUAUCUGAGGGCUACAGACAACCAAAUCAAAUCUUCUGGAAGGAAAAGAACGGUGACCGGUAAGGAAAGCAAUAAGAGAGCAAAGGUUUCAUUGGAUGAAGAAAAAAUCUGCAGCUAUCCCAUGGAGUUUAUUGAGAAAUCAGAGGCACGGCGUGUGUGUCUGGGGCGCUGUAUUCAACAGAUAGCAGUUGUUAAAGUUGAUGAUAUCAGCCCCGGCGACCAUCUAGUGUACCAACGCCCGGGCUAUCAACAUCACGCCAUUGUAGUGAGUAUAAAUAAAAUCGACAAGUUCACUGCUGAUGUAAUAGUGAUUCACAAAAGUGGCAAUGCCGGAGACGUAUUCCAGGGGUUGAUAAAAUACGUUUUAACCAUUGGACAAAGUAGUCCUAAAGGUCGUCUGAUGGAAGAAAAGUUCGAAAAUGUCGAUGUAAGGUCGACCUGUUUGUUCGUUGUAAAAUACAAAACUUACCCGUACACUCCGGAACAGAUUAUUCAGAGAGCACGUGAUCAGUUGGACAAAUCAAAAUCUUCGGAAUAUAAUUUGGCGAAUAACAAUUGCGAACACAUAGUCACGUGGUGUGUGACUGGCGAAUGGUACAGCGACCAAAUCAACAGUUUGUGGAUCAAUGUCAGAAACAGAUUAAAACCUUUCUGUGAGGACACGGCUUCCCUGGAAAAGCUAGAGGACAUGCGGCGAUGUGAAUUAAUCUGUGACGAAUGUUAUUCUAAGUGCAAAACGGGCGGGGAAGACAAAACAAUGCCAUAAUUAAAUGCUUGAGCAUAUAAACAAUAAUUUAUUUCAAGUAAGAUGUGUACAUUUUUAUCUCCGUAAAUGAUCAAGCAAUAAAGUGGAAAAUAGUUUUACACUCACAAUUAUACAUAUGUAGUGGUCAUUCAUGAUAUAAAUACUAUGAUGACUGUUA
Molecule: messenger RNA, 1391 nt
Organism: Ostrea edulis (European flat oyster)
Lineage: Eukaryota; Metazoa; Mollusca; Bivalvia; Ostreida; Ostreidae
Exons: 2
Coding region: 251-1234 (327 amino acids)
Biological process (GO): N-acylphosphatidylethanolamine metabolic process
Cellular component (GO): cytoplasm
Molecular function (GO): A2-type glycerophospholipase activity; glycerophospholipid phospholipase A1 activity
Source: RefSeq, a predicted model, not a curated record